Phoenix dactylifera (date palm) is the source of this 2032-nucleotide messenger RNA. Its product is annotated as serine carboxypeptidase-like 42. Gene Ontology annotation, molecular function: serine-type carboxypeptidase activity. Gene Ontology annotation, biological process: proteolysis. The record is from RefSeq and is a predicted model, not a curated record. Lineage: Eukaryota; Viridiplantae; Streptophyta; Magnoliopsida; Arecales; Arecaceae.
UCCUAUAUCCUCUUUGGAUGAAACCACCCACCUUCAAAUUUUUCCCAAACAUAGCAUGGAAGGAGCCUUUGAACGGUUUUAAAAACGCCACCUUUGGGCCGCACCGCCCCAGAUUUCACGUGUGCAUCUUAACUGAACUCUUAAACUAUUUGAAUUCCAUUCAGUUUAGACUUAUCCCAUCCCUUUCUCUCUUCCCUCCCCUGUUCUCUCUCCCUCUGUAUGCUCGCAGAGAGGAGUCGGAAGGAGGGAAAGGGAGAGGGGAGAAGAGAAAAGGGAGGCGCCUUGGUGUUGAUAUCUCUGGGAACCGGGAGAUGGAGUGGUGGAGAUGGUGGCUUCUAGCGGCGGCGGUUGUGGUGGCGAUGAUGGGGAGAGGAGUACAGGGGUAUCCGGAGGAGGACUUGGUGGUGGGGCUACCACGGCAGCCGAAGGUGGGGUUCAGGCAGUAUGCAGGGUAUGUGGAUGUGGAUGAGAAGGCAGGGAGGAGUCUCUUCUACUACUUCGCAGAGGCCGACGGCAAUGCCGACAAGAAGCCCCUCACCCUCUGGCUCAAUGGAGGCCCAGGUUGUUCUUCAAUUGGAGGUGGGGCAUUCACUGAACUGGGUCCAUUUUUCCCUAGGGGCGAUGGUCGGGGCCUUCGAAGGAACAAAAUGUCUUGGAAUAAAGCAUCAAAUCUUCUCUUUGUUGAAUCUCCUGCUGGUGUUGGAUGGUCUUACUCAAAUAGAACUUCUGAUUACACUUGUGGAGAUGAGUCAGCUGCUAAUGACUUGCAUGUAUUCCUGCUGCGGUGGUAUGACAAGUUUCCUGAGUUCAAGUCCAGGGACUUAUUUCUAACUGGAGAAAGCUAUGCAGGGCACUACAUACCACAGCUGGCCAAUGUACUUCUAAAUCAUAACAAGCAUUCAACUGGUUUCAAGUUCAAGAUCAAAGGAGUCGCUAUUGGGAAUCCACUUCUCAAGCUAGAUAGGGAUGCUCCAGCGACUUAUGAGUUUUUCUGGUCACACGGUAUGAUCUCUGAUGAGAUAGGCCUCGUCAUUAUGAAUGAAUGUGAUUUUGAAGAUUAUACCUUCGUGAGCCCCCACAAUAUGAGUGAAUCUUGCAAUGAUGCUCUUGCAAAGGCAAAUGACGUUGUUGGAGAAUACAUAAACAAUUAUGACGUGCUCAUUGACGUCUGCUACCCAGCAAUUGUAGAGCAGGAGUUAAGAUUACGAAAAUAUGCUACUAGGAUAAGUAUGGGGGUGGAUGUAUGCAUGACUUACGAAAGACAUUUCUACUUCAACCUUCCAGAAGUUCAGCAUGCUCUUCAUGCCAACAGGACUAAGUUGCCUUAUAGUUGGAGCAUGUGCAGUGAUGUUCUGAAUUACAGUGGCACAGAUCCCAAUAUCAACAUUCUUCCCUUGCUUAAGAGAAUAAUUAAGCAUCAGAUACCGGUAUGGAUUUUUAGUGGUGACCAAGAUUCUGUAGUGCCAUUCUUAGGCAGCCGAACGCUUGUGCGAGAACUCGCCCAUGAUCUAAAAUUUGGAGUUACACUCCCCUAUGGUGCUUGGUUCUACAAAGGCCAGGCUGGUGGCUGGUCAACGGAGUAUGGAAACCUAUUGACGUUUGCUACUGUGAGAGGUGCUGCUCAUAUGGUACCCUAUGCACAGCCAGCCAGAGCCCUCCGCCUCUUCAGAUCAUUUGUGAAUGGGCAAAGAUUGCCAAACACAACAUAUCCUCCCAUUGAUGAUGAUAACCUUCAAUAAUUCGCUCAAGUUGGAGACAUAGGCAGCAAGCAACAGUUUCUAGAGUUCAGAAUUCCAGCAUUUGUCUAUUACUCCUGCACUGGGGAAAUAAUUAAUUGAAUAAAUAAAUUGUUACUCAGUUUUUCUAGCCAAUUGCUGAAAAGCAGUGCAAUCCUGGAUUUGGACUGAAUCUUUAAUCUUCUUUGUGGCACUUGGUCCUGUUUGGUUUUUCUUUCAGCUACAGAUAUUCUUGGCUUACUACAAGAGGAUGAAAUUUAUCUGUUUGUAAUUGAAAAAGAAAACAUUUUUUACUA